This is a messenger RNA of Effrenium voratum, 1155 nucleotides long. The record is from the annotation of a GenBank genome assembly. NCBI's taxonomy places the organism in Eukaryota, Dinophyceae, Suessiales, Symbiodiniaceae.
AGUAAUUCACCGGCUCUUCCUUUGAGCUGCCUUCCCGUCUUUUCUUUCGCCAUGCGCCGCGCGUCGCUCGUUUUGAGCUUGGCGCUGGGGGCGACAUGGCUCCAGGCCUGGUCCUUGCUGGACCUAUCGCGGCGCCCCAAGCUGGCGCUGCGAAAGCUGGGGGCGGCAGCCCUGCCAGGCCUCUUCCGCGCGGAGAGGUUGGACGCGCUGCGUGCUCACUUCGGGGACGUGGAUGAGAGGCGUUUCAAGUUCGGCGACUUGCGCACCCAGCGAUCUGCGGUGCAUUUGCCUUUCCGAGAGCCCUUCAGCAGCUUCCCAUUGCUAGGGGAGGGUGCGGAGCUGCACCCGCUGCUCUCUGGUUAUUUGGGCCCGGACUUUGUGCUGGAGAGCGCGUUAGUUAUUACGGUUGAUGGGCAAACUCCGGCGCAGAAUGCCCACACAGACACCGAAGACGAAGGAAGCGUUUCCGUGCACAUACCUCUUCAGCCACUGACAGCAAAAUUUGCGCCGCUGUCCUUCUGCCUUGGGACCCAUACGGACGUAGAACUCCUGGAUCGCGCUGCAGAGCAGGUCCGGCGCUGGCGCUGCAAGAACGAGUCUCCAACAGAGGCCCGGCAGCGCAUUGCCGCAGGAAACUCCGUGAGAAGAGAAGCCAUCACCAUCCUUUGGAACGACGAGAUGCCACUUCUUGAGUCAGUGGACCUGAAGAUUGGGAGGAGGAGCGCCCGUGUCGCCAAAGUGCGGCACGGCAGCCUGGAAGUUGGAGAUGAAAUCACCGGCGUCAACGAGAUGAGCUUUGCCACCUGGCACCGAGUGCAGCGACAGAUACCAGAGCUGCAAGAGGCCAUCUCGCUGCAAAUUCUGCGCGCCCCAGAUGCGCGGGACCUGCCCCCAGCCCCAGAUCUGCUGGUUGGCGCUCCGUUGGGGGUUGGAGAUGCCGUGAUCUACGACUCCAGGACAAUUCAUUGGGGCAUGGCGAACCAGGAAUUUGAGCCUCGACAGGUCUUGUACCUCAACUUCAUGAGCUCCUCCUUCCAAGGCUAUUCACCAGACGGCGAUGCCAUUGCCGAUGCGUCCCCAGAGUGCUUGCUCGCCCGCAGCUCCUUUCGCGAAAAGUUGUCGACCUUGAAGACUUUGCAAAGAGCUGGCUAGCUU